This is a messenger RNA of Alexandromys fortis (reed vole), 625 nucleotides long. RefSeq names its product suppressor APC domain containing 1 (gene Sapcd1). Lineage: Eukaryota; Metazoa; Chordata; Mammalia; Rodentia; Cricetidae. The transcript is spliced from 4 exons. The record is from RefSeq and is a predicted model, not a curated record. Bases 1 to 561 code for a protein of 186 amino acids.
AUGGCACAUAGUUCAGGGCAGGCGUCUCUUGCCUUAAUCUUGGCCUCAAAGGCUGAAAGACAAGGCAGGAUGGGUAGUAGGCAGGGCUUGGAGAGGAACCAGCGCUGGCUCCACCCUUCCCACAUCAGAGCCAUGGGGAGCCUAGGUCCUGGUGGGCCACCCCAGGUGCAAGCACCCUACACUGUUCUGCUGCUUCCACUGGGGACAAGCCGCCAAGACCCAGGGGCUCCGAGCUUCUUCCUCUGGCUGCAGAUGAUGCAGGCUCUGGAGAGGGAACAAGACGCUCUGUGGCAGGGUCUGCAGCUGCUGGAGCAGGGCCAGGCCUGGUUCACAGACCACCUAAGGGAGGCACAGCAGAGGCAGCUGCAUCUGGGGGCCCUCGGUGAGGAUUUUCUAAUGAACUUAGACUCAGCGACUGACUCCCCACAGCUCACCCAGAUUCAAGAGGUGAAUGCUUGUUUGCACCGUCUGAUUCGGGAGUUGUCACAGCAGCAAAAAGAACCGACCCAGUCCGAGGGAGAGGUGGCUCGGCGGGGGCAGAGGUGCCUGACCCGUGUGUGAAUCCUCCCACGGGAGCCCUCCUUCAGCCUUAACCUAAACUAAGACAUGGCCCGGCCCGGAUAAG